Molecule: messenger RNA, 11663 nt
Organism: Cygnus olor (mute swan)
Lineage: Eukaryota; Metazoa; Chordata; Aves; Anseriformes; Anatidae
Gene: RGS8
Product: regulator of G protein signaling 8
Exons: 10
Coding region: 4075-4758 (227 amino acids)
Source: RefSeq, a predicted model, not a curated record
UUGCAGGUGACACUGCCAGUAGGUGUUUUUAUCUCUGUGUAGGUUGGAUAAAGCAGAAUUGGUGGGGCGAAAGCUAAUACAGUCUGCACAUUGUGGGACAACAUUACGUGGUGUGGACUGCUGGUGUUUUUUAAUAACUGGACCAUCCUGUUGAUAAAAAAAACAGUAGGGGAGGUGGCUCUUUUCCUUAAGGUUGGUUUUUUUUUUUGAUUUCUCUGUACAGGCUGAAAGUACUGUCCAUAGGCAAGUAACAGCAGAACUGACUUGCUCACUCUUUGUAGAUUACAAGACAAUGGAGGUAUCUUAAAUCUGAUCUCAUCUCAUAUUAUUACUGUUAACAGUCUCAGAACAUGAUUAAAUACUGUUUAAAAAAAAGAAAAAACAACAAAAUCCUGGAUUUAGGUUCACAUUCUUUGUCAUCAAAUACUGAAUUCCUUAUUUUUCCUUUGUAGAAGAUAUUUUUAUCUUAAAUUAAUUCACCCUUGCUUUGUUUCUUUUUUUUUUUUCUGAGUAGAAGCUGUCAAUAACAGAGUGAGGAUCAGUUUUCAGAGAGAAGCUGAGUUUGCCUCGCUUUCCUUCAGCACUCAGAGGUGGAUGCAGGAUUUUGGGUGGAAUUACAUGUGAAACACUGAUUUGUGUACUAAUGCUGGCUCAAGAAGUUUGGUGACUUGAUAGCUUGAAAAGCAGAUCCAUGUUAAAAGCAUCUUCUAAAUUGAGUGGGACACAAGUGACUAAGUGUUAAAAUAAAUAAAUAAAUUAGAGUAAUACCUUGCAGAAGCUAUGGUCUUCUAGAAGAGAGAGGUUUAGGAUGGUUUUCAUGAAGACUGGGAAGAAAGAUUAAUUUAGAUUUAUUUCUCUAACCUGUGUUCAGAGAUGCUAUAGAGAGAUUUCAAAGUGUGACUUUUAGUGGAGAAACUUUGGAAAAUGCUAGAUUGAGUGCUCCAGAAUGUUGUUAAAAUGGAAUUAGGAAGCUUUUGAUUAGGAGAAACUAGUAAAUCCCAUGCAAUCUCCAACAGCAUGGCUGAAUUAGAUAACAGCAGAGAGUAACUGAUUUGGAGAGAUUUUAGAUGGUGCAGUGCUGAUGGACCUGCAGGCGUCUGGUUCAGAGAAGCCACCUUGUUGUACAAGAUGUGUGAGACUGAUUUUAAUGCUAGAGGGUUAGGGGUUAAGCACAGUAAGUGUCUUAUAUGACUUGCACAAGAAUUUACCUGCUGUCGGGCCAAAAGCAUGUGUCUAUUAUCUGCAUAUGUGGUUCCAUAAUACAUAGAGUUUUUGGCUGAAGAGCAAAUCUGCAAAUCUUUGAUUGGAAUAAAAUGGAAAUACCUAAGUUAGAACAAAGUGUUCAAGCACUACCUUGUGAGAGUUAUAGCUGAGAUACCAUUCCCUUAACUUUUCAGUGAUGAUAAGGAAUACAGCUGGAACAAGGCUAUGUUGUAUGUGGGUUGCUUCUUUAGAGGAUGAUGGAUUUUGCUAUUUAGCUUUACUGGUAGUGAGAAUAAGACUUAAAUGGAAGUUGCUUGAGAGUCAUCAGUGUUUCUAAAGCAGGGAUUAUCAGAGGCUUCUCUGAGGACACGAAAGCACAGAAAACCAGUUUUUCUGAGAAGUUCUUCACUCCCCCAGGCUAUUAUUUAUAGUAACUGUAAACAUAGUAUGUUAAAGGUUUUUUUUUUUUUAAUUGUGAAAUAAGGGGUACCGUGUCAUUUUGUAAGUAACUGCAAAGGCAAAUGUUUACAUCUGAAGAGUCCCAGUUCUUUAAAUUAGGAUUAUUAUCAAGUGUUCAAAGUGUAACAUGCUCUGAGGGGCUUAGGCAGAACUGUAACACUGCUUGGAAUGUUCUUGUUGAGAUCGCUUGUUAAAAUGUGUGAGCAAGCUGUCUCCAAAGCAUCCUUCUUAUGUGCAAACUGUUUUGUGUGAUGUUUGUUUACCCACUGCUAUAUUAGGGCCUCAUUGCAGUUGUGUGUUAUACAGUUAUGAUUAACCACAAUGAAAAAAUGCUGCAAAACCUGUCAUCUGAGCUGCUGCAGUGCUGCCACGAUGAGGUCAGUGAAAAGAUGGAUCCCAAAUGGAUGCAAACCAUCUGUGCUUGGACUGGUGAAUGAAGGUAGCUUACAACACAACUGUAUGAAUUCAUGAGUGGUGAUAUGAUGUUACCGCAGAGAAGACAUUACUUGUUUUGUUUUUAUAGAGUACUGUUUAAGGCUUCACUUGGGUUUGUGGAAGCCUGAUCUUCAGAUAAUCACUUCUAAACCACAAUCUAGUUGGCAUACUUAGCUGCAUAUUUUGGUAGAAGCAAGAGUAGACAGACAUUACAAAGAAAUACAUGGAAAUAAGGGCUGAUCAUAUUGCAGGCUGAUAUGUUUGCCAGAAAAGCUGCUGGCCUGGAAGAAGUUGUUAAAGACAUUCCUUCAUUUCAGCACAAUGUAAAUUGUGAAUUGUGUUUUCAUCAGAGACACCUGGUGAAAAUAAGCUGUGGCAUAACCACGAGCUGCAAGCUUUCACAGAGCCUUUGUUGCUUCUGUCCUCCUUUCUUCUGUACGACUGAGAUGAACCUAUGGAGGAAUGUUGCUGUCAGAAGAUAAAAAGUUCUGGACUCGUCCCCUAAGAGUUAAUAUUAAAGUAAACUCACUGUUAGGGGUGUGAUGUGUAAGAAAAGGUUGGUUAAUCUAUAUUGCUGCUUGGCUUUAUUUAUUUGUUUAUUUUUUUCCUACCCAAUGUAACAGAGGUGUAAAGCUGUUUACUGAGAGUCCAAAGUGCUUGGGGGUGUCUCUGUACUAAUUCUUUUUUUUCCAUAGAGCGAGAAGUAACACAAUUAGUGUAUGCAAACUUCUCCCUGUACUGGGGAUACUAACGAGACUGCUUGCUGUCACCAGAAAUGCCCCUUCCAUAGACAGCAGCUUCCCACGCUACGGUAUGCAUACACAUCAAAUAAUUAACAAAAAAUCAUUACUGUAGGAAUCGGGAUCGUAAUUUCCAUGUGUUAUGAUGACUCUUCUGCUCUGUCUUCAACCUUGUACAUGUGUGGUGGUCGGGUGUGUUUCCUGAUAGGGUAUUUUGCAGCCCAGAGAACUUAAUGACCAAUAUGCAUGAGAUAUGAACGUUAGGUUUGGUGAUCGGAUUGUACAAGGAGCAUUCUUGCAGAAGCAGGAGCUGUAUAUAAGGUCUCUCUACUGCUUUAACAUAACCUGCCCUGCCCAGCUUCCUCCUGUUAGAUCAGAACAAAACACUGGUCAAGCUGAGAGGCAGUUUAUUUCCCACAUGUGUUCUGCAUUUCAACCUUUAGCAUGUGUCAAUAGUUUUGACUAGAAAAAACUAGUAAGUUUAUACUUCCCUUCUUAACAUUUAAAAACACUUUGGGAACUUAUUUUCAGUUUUUUUUGCAGAACUGAAAUGUUGCAUGCUGAUGGGAUUCUCAGCAGGCAAAGCGUGCAUUUUGUUGAAAAGCUUCCAAGCCUAUCCAGAAGAUUUCAGAGUUGGGCCGAGCUGGGGAAAGAUCUGUGUUUGAUUUCAACAGUCCCGGAUAGCUUGGAGAGCUGGGCUGCGUUGAAGCUAGGUCAUUGGACGCUGUUGAACCUCUUCAAGGGGAGGCAGAAGACUACCGAGGAUUACACCAUCCCCGGUCUUGGAGGCAGUGUUUCUGAAGACUAAACAGCUAGCAGCGUUGAUCUGGAGUCCUGGCUCAACCGGGAGAAGCGGUCCCUGCCCGUACAACGCCUUCACGGCGGUGAUGAACGAUGGUGCCGAGUGUCCCCCUGCGAGUGGCACAACCCUGUGAAGUCCUGGACAUCUCAUUGCAAACACCAUCCGAGGGUUGGUGGCAUGCUGUGACUUGAAAUAUAUUCUGACACCUGGCAGCACAACCCCACGAGGGAGCCGUUUCCUGGAGCUGGACACCAGAGUCCUGAGGCCAGCUGAACACGCGUUGUUUGGGUGCUGGAUUUUGCUUAGUAGGGGCUGGUCCUGUCCUGCUCUGCUGCAGACACGUGUGGUCUCAGGGCUAGGGAGCCAGGGCAGUGGCGGAGUGCUGCUGCUCCUCCAGAGGUAACCGUGGCCAGGCUGGCUCCCUCACCCUCCCCGAUGCAGUGGCAGCCUGCAGGCACUGUUCUUCCUCAGGGCCCCAACCAGCCGUGUCCCUCAAGCACCAAAAGCCACGUAGCCACCACCCUGCUGCCAGCUGCAGGACAGAGCCUCUGUGACCACGGUGUUGGCAAAGACCCACCGGCAGAGAGGACAGGUCAACGGCAGAACAGAGGGAUGAGGACUCGCCUGGGCUGCCUGUCUCACAAAUCAGACUCAUAUAAUGAUUUCACAGCUAUUCUUCCGGACAAGCCCAACCGGGCUUUGAAAAGACUGUCAACAGAAGAAGCAACAAGAUGGGCAGACUCCUUUGAUGUCCUUUUGUCCCAUAAAUAUGGGCUGGCCGCUUUCCGCGCUUUCCUGAAGACAGAGUUCAGCGAGGAAAACCUCGAGUUCUGGCUCGCCUGCGAGGACUUCAAGAAGACCCGCUCAGCAGCCAAACUGGCAUCCAAGGCCCAGCGGAUCUUUGAGGAGUUCAUCGACGUGCAGGCUCCUCGAGAGGUGAACAUAGACUUCCAGACUCGGGAGCUGACAAGAAGAAACAUGCAGGAGCCCUCCCUCUCUUGCUUUGACCAAGCUCAGGGGAAGGUGCACAGCCUGAUGGAAAAAGACUCUUAUCCCAGGUUCCUGAGAUCCAAAAUUUACACAGACCUGCUAUCUCAAACCCAGAGGAGGCUCAGCUAAAACAGCAAUGGGGCCCUCAGAAACCAUGUGCUUCCUACAACAGCAACAACCCAUGUCUAAAUGUGAAACUUUCUUGGUGUUAAAAGCAGUGGGGAUGAGAAAAGAGGGAGGAGAGGAAGAGGAGGCUUCCAGAGUGUGAUCUGAAUGUGGAAUUAGGACUUUUUGAGUUUCUGUGCUUUUUGGUUAGCAGUAGCAUCUUGCAGUUGUUGCCUCUCUCUAGCACAAAACCCUAUCCUCUCUAGUCAUGGGGUCAUCUGUUGGGAAGGCAGGUUUCCUUUGAAAUUACUACGUUGGUUUGUCUGUAAAUAAUGUCUCUGCACCUUCCCAUCCUUCCAGACACCUCCCUGGCUCUCACCUAUCCCCGUGUUUGGAAGGGCCCUAAGGGCAGCUCUGAAACUUGUGUAGCCAAGUACGAUCCAAAGCACCAUCCCCCACACUGGCUGCUGGGGUCUGGAUCCUGAGGCUGUGAGGAGGCAGAGAGGGUGGGAGUGAGAAGACAAAGGCACACGAUUCUUGCUGCUUCCCACAGUGGAAGCCAUCAGCAAACUCAGCUCACCCUUCCAUUUUGGUUGCACACCUCAUGAUGCCACAGCAGCUGACCUGUCACAGCCCCUCCAUGCCCUUGACUGCUUUUCUUCCAGGGGUGGACACUGGAUGCUAUUUUUGUGUGACUGUCAAGGAGCUGAGUUUUUCUCAUCAGGAAGGUAACCCCAAAAGCCCUUGCUAGACCUGGUCUUCUAGUGCAAAUGAUUGUUUUUCAGUGAUAUUGUUUAUGUGUACUAUAGCUCAGCCUCAGGACCCCAGUCACUGUAAGGCUUCGUUGUGCUAGGCAUCGUACCAAAACUUCACACAAAGAGGCUUUUGGCCGCCAGAGACUUUAAUGACCUCAGUGGCUUCUCGGGAACGAACUGCCAGCUGUCGGGAAAGAGUUGGGAGAAUGGAUGUCCCAUCUGCCCCGUGCUGAGGUGUAAGAAAAGCACAAGAUCCAUCUGCCGUGUCAGGUAUCGUUUCUCAUCAUAGUACUUCGCCAGCGCAUGGCAGGGAGAGGUAAUGUGAAAACACAACCUUAUUUUUUUAUUUACUGAUUAUUGACUGUUGUUGUUACCUACCGAUUGUCCACUGUGGGUUCAAUGCAAUGUAAAGAAAUACUAAAGGCACAGACCCCGCUGCAUGGUGCUUGCUUAAAAACAGGGUGCAGGGAAGCAUGCAGUGAGCAGGACGAGUGUCCGGGUGCGAAGUGGUGUGCAAAGUGUGCUUUGGCCCUGUUCCCACAGCCUGGAUAACCAGCUGCAGGAGAAGGCUCUGUGCAGAUGUCAGUUGUGUAACACCACCUCUGUGCUGUGCAGUAAUUCUUACCAUCUGAAUUUCUGCAGCAUCGCUUUCCCAGUUUAUCAGCUGUCAGGUUCUUGCGAUAUUUUCUAGAGGGGAAGUGGAUUGUCUGUGGGUUUAAGUCUGCAGACCAGAGGUCUGUUUUCUUAGUUUUAGGAAGGUCUGGAAAGGGGCCUCGUGGAUCUUUUCCUUCUCUCCUUGGAGUCAUCCACAGAUCAGAGGUUGGUAAACCUAUGUUCUAGUUUAUAGUGGUGGGUAGGUUUGAUACAUCCGAUAGCUGGUGGUAAAGAUAUAAAUGUAAUCUGGUGUAGACUGAGUAGUCCGAAUUCUGAAGCUAUGCAUAGUGUUUGGAACAAGAUACAAAAGGUCUGCUUGGAUAUUAGAAGUUACUGUCCCUACAUUAGCAGGUUUUGAGGCUUUUUGUAAGGCUGCUGUGCAGGAUGUUAGGAUGGAUAGGUGUAGGAUUAUGAUAGGGAUGAUGAGUGUGUUUGUUUUGUUCUGGAGGUGUGUUCUUGUGGUCUCUAAGACACUAAAUUCUAAAUACAGUACAAAAGCAGAAUUUCUGUUCAACAGGGAAACCUGCUUUUCAGUACCUGGCUGGUCAACUCUAGAAUUCUCUUGUAGUUUUGUAGGCAAAGAUCAUCUUAAGUUAACUUUCACUAAGGACAGAAGGAGCAGCGUGCUCUGGGGUCCCAGACCAGUGUUUCUGGGAGUCCUCUGCCCCUGCCAGGAAACGUGAGCAUGGUGGGAGAUGUGGCAUCCUGCGGCCACGCUCGGGCUUGGCAGCACAGCCCCUCGACUUUUGAAACUGUUGAUGAGAUGCAUGAGGUCCGUAAUGCAGGGGUCAGAGCCCAAAGCCUGAACAUCACUGUGCAAAUUUCACCGUGGCAGCUUCGUGCAAACUUACUUGCUGCCUGUUUGAAGGUGGGAGCAACGAGCAAUGUCUGCAGGGAAAGGGAGGUGGGCUUCAGAUUUUGCUGUAAUUCUGCUUUUAAUGUACUUACUGCUUUUAAAGAGGAGGAAGAUGGCCAUCUUAACUGCCCUAGGGUGUUUCUCUUAAAGCUACUGGUACAUCUUCUGAGUGGGCUUGGAUGAUGCUGACCUCUAGUGCCAGCUGCCACAUCCCAGCGGAGGCUUUUCAGCACACGCCCUGCAGGCACCCAUUGCUGAGAGGGUCACAGGGACAACCAGGAGAUCAGGAAACAGCAGAACGAGAUGUUUUUGUCUAGGAAUGAGGACAAGGAGAAGAAAAUCAGAAGUGAGGACAAUUCCCAGGCUUCCCUGAUGGCUACAAAGGCUGGUCCUGUUCAGAGUGUGACUCCAGAAAGCUCAGUAGGUAACAUCUCCCGACAGGCUCCUCCAGAGUCGGUGUUGGCAUCCUUUUAGUUUGUGCCAGAAUUCAUCAAAAAACUUCAAAGUAGCCAAAAACUCUGUAAAAACCAAGCUCCUCUCUUUCCUCCAUCUGUCUGGGGAAUUGCUUUGAGCAGGCACAUUCAGAAGUGGCACUGCUGGCAGGAACUGUAUUCCUGCCGGCUGGUAUAGGAUAAGUGUUUUGCCCCUUAAAUUGAUGCCAGAUAAUAUCCCUGACAGGAAAUGUCCUAGAGCAUACAGUGGAGCAAAGGUGUUGUCUGAAGCACAUGAAUCUAUCACAGUUAUUUUUGUUCCUGCUCUUACAGUUUGUCUCUCUUGCAGGAAAGCAGCCUAGUUAUUUAAAGUAAUUUAUUAUUAUUAUUUUAAUAAGAAAUUGGCACCAGUUGCUUCUUUUAUGUCAAAUGUCAGGCUGAAGUGAAUUAAAAUAGGCAACUUAUAUCUCUUCCUCUUAAACCAGGGACUGAUGAAGGAAAUAAUGACAGAGCCAAAGCUUCGGAAAGCACUGAGUGAUGACUAAUCCCCAUCGAGGACAAAUAUCCUAUCUUUGAUUCAUCUCUUACCGAUGUGAAAGGGAUAUUCAGAACUUACAAACCCCAUUUUCCCUCUCCACAAGCACACACCUCCAAAAACGUGCUCCCACUUCAAGUAAUGUCAGAGAUUGCCAUCGUAUGAAGAGAGGAAAAAAAACGUUUCACUCAGCUCUUUUAAUUCUGUGUUUUUGCUGGCGUGUAUCCAGCCAGCUCUUAAGUCCUUUGACAGCAAAAGGGAAGAAGAAUUUUACGAAUUGCUUUUCCCUACUCCAUAAACUUCAGGCGUCAUUAAGUCCAGAAGCAGAUGCGGAACCCAAAUCUGCUUUGAGUUUCCUUCUCCUGCUUUGGCCAGGUUUGGGAUUAUUUCCAUCGUUUUAUUGUACUUGUUAAUGUACCGAUGGGUCCCUGCCCUCCACGCUGGGAAAGCGUGAGGGGCAAAGUCCUGCUGGUCUGAGCACAGGAGGGAAGGAGGUGUGUGUGUGUACGUGGGUGUGGGUGGGUGAGAGUGCAUGUGAAUUCAUGUGUACGUUACUUAGUGUCUCCUACUAGAGAAGCUAUUCUGAGACAUAGAUGUGCAUGUUAAAAUAGGAGAAUUAGGCAUAAAUGACAUAAAACGAGAUUUUAGUGGUGUUGUGUUUGCCUCUUGUGUAAGUUUGACUAGUAAUAGGAGAUGUAAAAUUCUGCUAGGCUUCCAAUUACCCGUAAGAGCACAUGUAUCAAACUGAACUGAAUGUUCACUGAUAGACACAAAACCAAAAUGUUUACAGCAUUCAGAGCAAUAGCAAAGCAUACCUCAUGCCAGUCCUGGAGUGCCUCUCGCUUGUCCCUGCAAACUCUCCCCCACCGUGGGCCUCCUCCUUCUCCCUCCAAACCCCUCUCUCCUUCUCAGUCCUGUCCACGUGGGACGUCCCUCCUCUUCCUCAUCUUCACCUCCCUGAAGCACUCCUGUCCAUGUCAGCCUUUCCCUCCACCAGCACUGCUUGAGCCCUGGUCUCUCACAGCCUCCCCUGCCCUCCUGGCUGCAUGCCCUCUGUCCCCAGGCAUCUGUCCGUCCUUCUUUUCCUUUUCCUUCCCCAGACUCUUGUCUUGCCAUCUCCCUCCUACAUACCUCCUACCGUUGCUCCUAGUAGCUAUUCCUUGCCCAUUAUAUAAGAAGAAAAUGCUUCACCUAAUUUAUGCACCAUCUUUCCUUCCUGGGGCUGCUGCAGUUGUCUUGUUCCUUGGUACUGUGUUUUCUCUGGCACUGAAGUGUUUUAUCACAGAGCUGGAAUUAACGUCAGUGUCGUUGCCAGACCAGAGAGUGCUUUUCUUUACCGUGCACCCCUUGGGCUUUGCAGAGGCUCGGCUUGUCCCCAGUGUCGUGUCUUUGUCCUCCAUUUGUGCUCCACGUGCUGUGCUUGCAGCAGGGGCUGGCUAGGUGAGACGGCAGCUGUGCUCUGCGCCGCGCGCUCGGGCACGGAGUCGGAGCUGCCUCGGCAGGGUCGCAGCUGUGCUUCCUUUUAGCUUCCUGAUUAAAAAAAAUAGGGUAAAUAAAGGUGUGCACCUUGUAUUUGUUUAGUGAAGUCAGUCAUUUUGCUCUGUGCCUCCUCUUGGUUUUACUGGAAGGCUGCAUCUGGGAUUUGAUGCUCCGGUAAACUCAAGUGGAGUUCAGGGAGCUGAGUGCAUGGGAGGGAGGUGGCAGAAGGGGGUGAGCUUAGUACUGAAAAAAACCAGAACAUUUCUGGCAAAAAGGCACAGGAGCAAAGGCAGUGCCUGCUUCUGGAGGGACCUGGCAUACCACGGAGGCAGGGGACAGGCACGGUGUCAGUCACUUGUCCCCAGUGGCCCCACAGCUCCCAGUUUGCAGCUCCAGCUGGCCAGCAGUACCCAGGCUGGUGCUGGAGGGCAAGACCUCCUCGCUGCUCCGCUCUGGGCUGUUCUUAGCCUGGCCUGAUGGAGGGAGCAGCUCCUGUGUCUGGAGGUACAGCACUGCCCUGCAGCCCUGCGGUGCCUGGCCCUGCCUGGAUCUACAGCACGACAGUCAGGAGCAGCUUGGCUCUGAGUCUGCAGCAUAGAUAAUGGUGGUGUCCUAAGAGAAAUGCCUUCACGUUGCUCUAUGGAUGCCCACAGCCACCAGCUAAAAAGGACUGGGGGGGAGGAGGCUUUUUGGGGUGUUUAUGCAGCCCUCUGUGGGAUACUGGUGAUGAAAGAGCAGCGUACAUGCACGCCCUGGGGUGGAUCCCCCUUCUUUAAACUCCGUGACUGAUGUAUCUCAUCCUUGCAUAACCUCUCAUCCCCUUCCUCUACAAGCAAAAUGAAUGAGACACACAGAGUUCAGAUGUUUCUCCAAGCUCUCUGGCACCUCCAUCUCCUGUGGGAUGGCAGGAAGGGGCAUCGAGGGCCCCAUCUGGUAAUCUGUCCUGAGUAAGGUGCAGUUCAAGAUGUCUCUGUUCCUUGAGAAACGUGAUCGUGGGUGGCUUAGAAGAGAGGUGGGAGGGAGUUAGCGCACGGGGUGAGGUCAGAACUGAGCCACCAGGUACCUGGGUAAAAGACCAGCUCUUGGAAGAUGUUCCCUAUGCCACGUUUUUAUUUUGAUUAUUUAAAAAUUAUUUAAAGUCCUGAUGCUGUAGCUGCCUCCGCGGUGUCUGGGUGCUGCUGGUGCCGCAAGAUAACAGGAGCAGUUUGGGCAGGACACGCAGGUGGUUCAGUCUGAUUCCUUCCCUCGGGGAGGGCAUGGGCUCGGCUUCACUUUGCCUUCCCUUCCUCAUUAGCUGCUCGUUUGCUAGGCUCGCCUUCCCCUAACGAGGCUGGAGAAGCUCCUCAGCCACAUCAGCUGCCGGACCGGCGAUGACACCCCAGAGUCACGUCACCGCGUUGUAAAGUGUCGCUCACCUUCAUUGUAUAGAGACCGCGAGGACGUGAAAUAAACAGCCUGAGAAGCACCCGCCUUGUGCCUGCGUGUCCGGGAAAGCUGAGGGUCGAGCUCUUGUUCCUUCGCGGGGAGGGAACUGGGCAUGGGUUGUACCCGGGGACGGAGGGUUGUCUCCUCAAACAGCUGCUGAGGGAAAGGAUGAAGGAGCUCCAGGGAGAAGGCAGCCUGGAGAGCGGUGACGGAUCCCUCGGCUCCGGGAGGAAGGCAGCGCGGAUGGGAGGCGUAAGCAGCAGACAAAUUGCCUGCUGCCCUGAACCGGAUCCCUGCAGAAAGCACCCAUCCAUCUGCAGGCCCUUCCCGGACGGAAAGGGCUCGCACCGCAGCGGUCGGUCUCUGUUUGUUCAGCCUCGCUCGAGGGAGGAAGGAAAACCAAACACUGCUCUCCCUGCCCGCAGAGAGGGGCCAGGGGACACGUCCUGCUGUCCUGCAGGUUGCUCUGCCUCAUUGCCAAGCACGAAAAAAAGCUCCUGCCCGAGGGAAAGGAUGCAGAGCAGGCGCUCCCCAAAAAGGGAGCUCCCAGUUUGAGCGGUCCUGGGGGAUAAACUGGGGAGGGAUUGGCGAGAAGAGGUUCAGCAGGUCUGGAGCCAGGGGAACCUUUUCCCCCCGAGGAAAGGCUUACGUGGGAAGCACUGGGGGCACGCAGAGCAUCCCCGAGGUCUGGCAAGUGGGAGCAGGCAGGGACUUGGCCCCGGUGCCCUCCUCCCUGCCGAAGGUGAGCGUUUGUUACACGGCCCCCGCAGGAUUGCUUCUUCAUCUAAAAAAGA